This is a messenger RNA of Monoraphidium neglectum, 909 nucleotides long. RefSeq lists its product as hypothetical. The transcript has a single exon. Lineage: Eukaryota; Viridiplantae; Chlorophyta; Chlorophyceae; Sphaeropleales; Selenastraceae. The coding region runs from base 1 to 909 and encodes 302 amino acids. The record is from RefSeq and is a predicted model, not a curated record.
AUGCCGCCCGAGGGCACGAAGCGCAAGGCAGCUACCAGCAGCGGUGGCGGCGGCGGCAACGGCGCCGGCGGGGCCAAAGCAGCCAAGGGCAGGGCAGCUAAGGGGAAACAUCCGACCAAUCCUCCAAAGGCCAGCCCCCCCACCAAGGCCGCCAAGCCCAAGACGCCCUCUUCGGGCACCAGCGUCGGCAGCAGCGGCGCCCCUGGCGCCACGUUGUAUGCUGUCAAAUGCAGCCGCACCACAAGGGUCGCCUUGAUCUCGAACGAGGCCCUCACAGACCCAUAUGGCGAUGAGACAACCGAAACAGCGGAGUUGAUCAACAAAAAAGCCGUCCGCAUGGACGGCACGUGGUUCUGGAGCGGGCCCGGCAGCCGCGCACCCAAGAAAGGCCCCGCUCCUGGCCUGGUGCUGUACAGGAGCAAGGCCGCCGCCAACAAAGCAGGCGAGAAGGCGUGGGCCGAGCUGAUGCAGGGUCACCCCUUUGACUGCCGCGUGGCGGGCAACGAGGAUCAACUUGAGGAGUUUGAGGAUGCAGACGAGUAUGAAGAUGAUGGUGAGGACGAAGACUCGGACGAGGACGAGUAUGGAGGUGCUUACGAGUGCGAGGGCGAGGGCGAGUAUGAGGAUGAGGUUACAGGUGUUGGCGCCCGCAGGCGCAAGCGACGCAAGCGCGCAGCCGCAGCCGCCGACGACAGCGGCAGCGACAGCGGCAGCGACAGCGACAGCGACGUGGAGCACGACGACGGGGCCAGCGACGCCGACCCCGACGACUUCAAGACAAUGGCCCCCGGCGGCCUGGCGGCAUGGGUGCGGCGCGAGAAGUUUCUGUACUGCCCGUACAAUGAGGGCACCCCCAACAUCGUGAGCAGCAAGGCCAAGGUGGAGGUCGUAGGGGUGGUUGUAAAGUGA